Molecule: messenger RNA, 5586 nt
Organism: Eriocheir sinensis (Chinese mitten crab)
Lineage: Eukaryota; Metazoa; Arthropoda; Malacostraca; Decapoda; Varunidae
Product: mucin-19-like
Exons: 13
Coding region: 606-5360 (1584 amino acids)
Source: RefSeq, a predicted model, not a curated record
CUACUCCAGGGACUAGUACAAAUACGGAGACAGAGACAUCUACUAAGGGUCCUGGUUCCACAGCAUCUGAAGGAACAACAGGGUCUUCAGAAACCACUGUCGGAACUGAAACAACGCCAGAAGAAUCGAGUGAGGUAACGACUGAAAGUGGGAGUACAGGAACGACCCCUCAAGUAACAGAGGAAUCCUCAUCCACAGGAGGGGUUACUUCAACAGGAGGUGUCAGUACUACUGGCUCUGUGACAACUGCUACAGGUAGAAUAACUUCCACUCAAAGCUCAGAAGAAACUACUAGGCCAGGGACAAGUACAAAUACGGAGACAGAGACAUCUACUAAGGGUCCUGGUUCCACAGCAUCUGAAGGAACAACAGGGUCUUCAGAAACCACUGUCGGAACUGAAACAACGCCAGAAGUUUCGAGUGAGGUAACGACUGAAAGUGGGAGUACAGGAACGACCCCUCAAGUAACAGAGGAAUCCUCAUCCACAGGAGGGGUUACUUCAACAGGAGGUGUCAGUACUACUGGCUCUGUGACAACGCCUACAGGUAGAAUAACUUCCACUCAAAUCUCAGAAGAAACUACUACACCAGGGACUAGUACAAAUAUGGAGACAGAGACAUCUACUAAGGGUCCUGGUUCCACAGCGUCUGAAGGAACAACAGGGUCUUCAGAAACCACUGUCGGAACUGAAACAACGCCAGAAGAAUCGAGUGAGGUAACGACUGAAAGUGGGAGUACAGGAACGACCCCUCAAGUAACAGAGGAAUCCUCAUCCACAGGAGGGGUUACUUCAACGGGAGGUGUCAGUACUACUGGCUCUGUGACAACUGCUACAGGUAGAAUAACUUCCACUCAAAGCUCAGAAGAAACUACUAGGCCAGGGACAAGUACAAAUACGAACACAGAGACAUCUACUAAGGGUCCUGGUUCCACAGCAUCUGAAGGAACAACAGGGUCUUCAGAAACCACUGUCGGAACUGAAACAACGCCAGAAGUUUCGAGUGAGGUAACGACUGAAAGUGGGAGUACAGGAACGACCCCUCAAGUAACAGAGGAAUCCUCCUCCACAGGACGGGUUACUUCAACAGGAGGUGUCAGUACUACUGGCUCUGUGACAACGCCUACAGGUAGAAUAACUUCCACUCAAAUCUCAGAAGAAACUACUACACCAGGGACUAGUACAAAUAUGGAGACAGAGACAUCUACUAAGGGUCCUGGUUCCACAGCAUCUGAAGGAACAACAGGGUCUUCAGAAACCACUGUCGGAACUGAAACAACGCCAGAAGAAUCGAGUGAGGUAACGACUGAAAGUGGGAGUACAGGAACGACCCCUCAAGUAACAGAGGAAUCCUCAUCCACAGGAGGGGUUACUUCAACAGGAGGUGUCAGUACUACUGGCUCUGUGACAACUGCUACAGGUAGAAUAACUUCCACUCAAAGCUCAGAAGAAACUACUAGGCCAGGGACAAGUACAAAUACGGAGACAGAGACAUCUACUAAGGGUCCUGGUUCCACAGUAUCUGAAGGAACAACAGGGUCUUCAGAAACCACUGUCGGAACUGAAACAACGCCAGAAGAAUCGAGUGAGGUAACGACUGAAAGUGGGAGUACAGGAACGACCCCUCAAGUCACAGAAGAAUCCUCCUCCACAGGAGGGGUUACUUCAACAGGAGGUGUCAGUACUACUGGCUCUGUGACAACGCCUACAGGUAGAAUAACUUCCACUCAAAUCUCAGAAGAAACUACUACACCAGAAGAAUCCAGUGAGGUAACGACUGAAAGUGGGAGUACAGGAACGACCCCUCAAGUAACAGAGGAAUCCUCAUCCACAGGAGGGGUUACUUCAACAGGAGGUGUCAGUACUACUGGCUCUGUGACAACGCCUACAGGUAGAAUAACUUCCACUCAAAUCUCAGAAGAAACUACUACACCAGGGACUAGUACAAAUAUGGAGACAGAGACAUCUACUAAGGGUCCUGGUUCCACAGCGUCUGAAGGAACAACAGGGUCUUCGGAAACCACUGUCGGAACUGAAACAACGCCAGAAAAAUCGAGUGAGGUAACGACUGAAAGUGGGAGUACAGGAACGACCCCUCAAGUAACAGAGGAAUCCUCAUCCACAGGAGGGGUUACUUCAACGGGAGGUGUCAGUACUACUGGCUCUGUGACAACUGCUACAGGUAGAAUAACUUCCACUCAAAGCUCAGAAGAAACUACUAGGCCAGGGACAAGUACAAAUACGAACACAGAGACAUCUACUAAGGGUCCUGGUUCCACAGCAUCUGAAGGAACAACAGGGUCUUCAGAAACCACUGUCGGAACUGAAACAACGCCAGAAGAAUCGAGUGAGGUAACGACUGAAAGUGGGAGUACAGGAACGACCCCUCAAGUAACAGAGGAAUCCUCAUCCACAGGAGGGGUUACUUCAACAGGAGGUGUCAGUACUACUGGCUCUGUGACAACUGCUACAGGUAGAAUAACUUCCACUCAAAGCUCAGAAGAAACUACUAGGCCAGGGACAAGUACAAAUACGAACACAGAGACAUCUACUAAGGGUCCUGGUUCCACAGCAUCUGAAGGAACAACAGGGUCUUCAGAAACCACUGUCGGAACUGAAACAACGCCAGAAGUUUCGAGUGAGGUAACGACUGAAAGUGGGAGUACAGGAACGACCCCUCAAGUAACAGAGGAAUCCUCAUCCACAGGACGGGUUACUUCAACAGGAGGUGUCAGUACUACUGGCUCUGUGACAACGCCUACAGGUAGAAUAACUUCCACUCAAAUCUCAGAAGAAACUACUACACCAGGGACUAGUACAAAUAUGGAGACAGAGACAUCUACUAAGGGUCCUGGUUCCACAGCAUCUGAAGGAACAACAGGGUCUUCAGAAACCACUGUCGGAACUGAAACAACGCCAGAAGUUUCGAGUGAGGUAACGACUGAAAGUGGGAGUACAGGAACGACCCCUCAAGUAACAGAGGAAUCCUCCUCCACAGGACGGGUUACUUCAACAGGAGGUGUCAGUACUACUGGCUCUGUGACAACGCCUACAGGUAGAAUAACUUCCACUCAAAUCUCAGAAGAAACUACUACACCAGGGACUAGUACAAAUAUGGAGACAGAGACAUCUACUAAGGGUCCUGGUUCCACAGCAUCUGAAGGAACAACAGGGUCUUCAGAAACCACUGUCGGAACUGAAACAACGCCAGAAGAAUCGAGUGAGGUAACGACUGAAAGUGGGAGUACAGGAACGACCCCUCAAGUAACAGAGGAAUCCUCAUCCACAGGAGGGGUUACUUCAACAGGAGGUGUCAGUACUACUGGCUCUGUGACAACUGCUACAGGUAGAAUAACUUCCACUCAAAGCUCAGAAGAAACUACUAGGCCAGGGACAAGUACAAAUACGGAGACAGAGACAUCUACUAAGGGUCCUGGUUCCACAGUAUCUGAAGGAACAACAGGGUCUUCAGAAACCACUGUCGGAACUGAAACAACGCCAGAAGAAUCGAGUGAGGUAACGACUGAAAGUGGGAGUACAGGAACGACCCCUCAAGUAACAGAGGAAUCCUCAUCCACAGGAGGGGUUACUUCAACAGGAGGUGUCAGUACUACUGGCUCUGUGACAACGCCUACAGGUAGAAUAACUUCCACUCAAAUCUCAGAAGAAACUACUACACCAGGGACUAGUACAAAUAUGGAGACAGAGACAUCUACUAAGGGUCCUGGUUCCACAGCGUCUGAAGGAACAACAGGGUCUUCGGAAACCACUGUCGGAACUGAAACAACGCCAGAAAAAUCGAGUGAGGUAACGACUGAAAGUGGGAGUACAGGAACGACCCCUCAAGUAACAGAGGAAUCCUCAUCCACAGGAGGGGUUACUUCAACGGGAGGUGUCAGUACUACUGGCUCUGUGACAACUGCUACAGGUAGAAUAACUUCCACUCAAAGCUCAGAAGAAACUACUAGGCCAGGGACAAGUACAAAUACGAACACAGAGACAUCUACUAAGGGUCCUGGUUCCACAGCAUCUGAAGGAACAACAGGGUCUUCAGAAACCACUGUCGGAACUGAAACAACGCCAGAAGUUUCGAGUGAGGUAACGACUGAAAGUGGGAGUACAGGAACGACCCCUCAAGUAACAGAGGAAUCCUCAUCCACAGGAGGGGUUACUUCAACAGGAGGUGUCAGUACUACUGGCUCUGUGACAACGCCUACAGGUAGAAUAACUUCCACUCAAAUCUCAGAAGAAACUACUACACCAGGGACUAGUACAAAUAUGGAGACAGAGACAUCUACUAAGGGUCCUGGUUCCACAGCGUCUGAAGGAACAACAGGGUCUUCAGAAACCACUGUCGGAACUGAAACAACGCCAGAAGAAUCGAGUGAGGUAACGACUGGAAGUGGGAGUACAGGAACGACCCCUCAAGUAACAGAGCAAUCAUCCUCCACAGGAGGGGAUACUUCAACAGAGGGUGUCAGUACUACUGGCUAUGUGACAACUGUUACAGGUGGACGAACUUCCACUCAAAGCUCAGAAGAAACUACUAGACCAGGGACAAGUACAAAUGCGGAGACAGAGACAUCCACUAAGGGCCCUGGUUCCACAGCAUCUGAAGGAACAACAGGGUCUUCAGAAACCACAAGUAACUCAGAGAUAUCAACGACUGAAGUAUCCACAUCAUCCGCGAGUACUUCAGACUGUGUCACAGCCCCACCAGAGAUAAGUAGUCGAAUUGAAGACUUGAAUAGAGAAUUGUCUCUAUUACAAAUACAGAUUGAAGCGGUGACCACAGAGCUCAUGGACUGUUACGGUAACGCGGAGAAACUUGAGGAGCUCACGGUAUUGACAAGCAACCUGGAGGAAUUGCUGAAUGAACUGAAGGAUAUCCAGCAGGAGUUGGAGAACCUGCAAGGCUCAAGGAGGAGGUUCAUUGUAUCUUCUUCCCUGCUCUCUCUUCUCAGAGAGGCUUCCACUAAAAUGAACUUGGAGUGUCCGGGCGAGCAGCGGAAUCUGUCAGCCACCCUCAAACACCUGGACAGGGCGCUGACUGACCUCGCUGACCAGCCCACCAGCUCCUCCCUCCGCGACCGAGUGACCUGUGCUGCCAAGAAGACUGUGGAAGCAUUCACUCUCGUGGUUCAGGGGUCGGGUCAGGUGGAGGAGGAGACGAGGGAGACCAGCCGCCUCCUCAACCAUCUCACCACUAUGAAAAUGAAGCAGUUGGCCUCGGCGCUCCAUCUGAAUACGGAAGCAAACACCGCAAAGAAGGAGAGACUUAUGAAAAAGAUUAAGGAACUGAAGAAGAAGAAGAGGGAAAUGGAAGAGGUGAUGAAGAUGUCUCCUAGCAAACAAGCCUAGAGGCACAGACAGACAGGCAGAUAGGAAGACAGAUAGAUAGAUGAAUGUAUAGACAGACAGACAGACGUAGCAAGCAAAAAUAUUGAAUGAAUGAAUGUAAGAAAAGACGGGACUAGAAUCUGGGAAACGCAAUGAUAACCUGAGUAAUUCAUUUCAUAGAUUCGAAAAUAAAAACAAAACGAAAUAUCUUAUGUAAUAAAAAGCAAUAAAGCAUCUGUAAAAAGUA